Labrus mixtus (cuckoo wrasse) is the source of this 4049-nucleotide messenger RNA. Its product is annotated as protein kinase C epsilon type-like. NCBI's taxonomy places the organism in Eukaryota, Metazoa, Chordata, Actinopteri, Labriformes, Labridae. The record is from RefSeq and is a predicted model, not a curated record. Gene Ontology annotation, molecular function: diacylglycerol-dependent serine/threonine kinase activity; ATP binding. The transcript has 15 exons. Gene Ontology annotation, biological process: protein phosphorylation. The coding region runs from base 787 to 3111 and encodes 774 amino acids.
ACAGAGCAGUGUCUGUCGAGGGGGAAGCAGCCUGGGGUAUGUCCUCGGGAAGUUAACAUCAACAGCAGUGGCAGAAAUCAGGCCGCGGUGCUGCACCGAGAGCAACAGGAACACCCUGUCGCCGUCUGCCUCCACACCCACCCCGUGGAGCUGCCCCCUCCUCUCCGCCCCUCCUGCGGUUGUUUCACGCCGCUGUCUGGCCGCAGCAGUCCGGCUGGAACAUCCCCGAUGCACCGCGGCGGCUGCCAGCAGAGCGCCGGGAGCCUCCCACCCACCACACGGUGCAAUGCAACACGGGCUAGUGCUUCCAGGGUGUCCCGCUACAGCUAACGGAGCUUUUUAAAUACUUACGAAGGUAAAAAAAAAAAAAAAAAAGCCAUGACAUGUCGAGUCACAUCUGGGGCCUCUGCUCGGAUGUUUUCUGCUAACUCUCGACCGCUGGUUCAUGUUUCUUCCGUUCACUUUUAAGAAGAGCUGCCCCCGGAUUAACUCGCGACAUUCUGCUGCUGCGGCUUAUUUAUUUAUUGUAUGGAAAUCUUCGGGAAUUGCAAGACAUGUUAACGCAUGAAAGCGGGAGAAAAAUAAGGAUUUAUUUUGGCUCAGACAACUAGAAGGAAUCACAGGAGCCCAUAGGGUACCACCGGUUGAACAGAGCCUUUUAUUGAUACCGUUACAUGAGUUAUUUUCCCGUGAAGUGGUUGUGGUGAAAGGUCAGGUUCUUUCAUUGUGAGUGGCCUAAUUCACUCUUUAAAGUUUCAAGUAGGAUACUGGGAGCGUUUCAUCAACAUGGUCAUCUUCAACGGGCAGCUGAAGAUCAAGAUCCGCGAGGCUCUGGACCUCAAGCCCACAGCCUGGUCCCUACGUCACGCCGUCGGCCCCAAAACCCAGACGUUCCUCCUGGACACGUACAUCGCCCUCAACGUGGACGACUCCCGCGUGGGUCAGACCUCCACCAAGCAGAGGACCAACAGCCCCGCGUGGAAUGACGAGUUCACCACGGAGGUCCACGACGGCCGCAGGAUCGAGCUGUCCGUCUUUCACGACGCGCCCAUUGGCUACGACGACUUCGUGGCCAACUGCAUCAUCCAGUUUGAGGACAUCCUGCACAACGGGAGCAAGCACUUCGAGGACUGGAUUGACCUGGAGCCAGAGGGGAAGGUGUAUGUUGUCAUUGACCUAUCAGGAUCUUCCAGUGAAGCUGCUCCGGGCUCCACAGAGAAUGAGGAGCGAGUGUUUCGGCAGCGGAUGCGUCCCAGGAAGCGCCAGGGUGCCGUCCGUCGGAGGGUCCACCAGGUCAACGGACACAAGUUCAUGGCCACCUACCUGAGACAGCCCACCUACUGCUCCCACUGCAGGGACUUCAUCUGGGGGGUCUUAGGAAAGCAGGGAUACCAGUGUCAAGUGUGUACCUGUGUGGUCCACAAGCGCUGCCAUGAGCUGAUCAUCACAAAGUGUGCAGGCAUGAAGAAGCAGGAUGACACAGUCGGAGAGCAAGUCGGGUCCCAGAGGUUCAGCGUCAACGUUCCGCACAAGUUCAGCAUCCACAACUUUAAAGUUCUCACCUUCUGUGACCACUGUGGCUCUCUGCUGUGGGGUCUGCUGCGACAGGGACUGCAGUGUAAAGUGUGUAAAGUGAAUGUACACAGGCGCUGCGAGAGUAAUGUAGCUCCUAACUGUGGCGUGGACGCAAGAGGGAUCGCUAAGGUCCUCUCUGACCUCGGUGUCACACCAGACAAGAUCUCCAACAGCGCCCAGAGACGGAAAAAGCUUCCUCAGGGUCAGGAUCCUGUGCAGCCGUUAUCAGGGACGCGUAAGACGGAAGUCGAUCGCUCCAAGUCGGCCCCCACCUCCCCGUGUGACCAAGAUGCGAAGGAGCUGGAGAACAUCCGGAAGGCCAUGUCGUUUGACCACCGGGGUGAGGAGCACAAGAAACACUCCCUCUCCUCCACGUCAUCUGUUGCUACAGUAACAGAGGAAAGUCAUGGAGAAGGAGGAGGAGGAGGAGGAGGAGGAGGGGGGGAGGGAGACAGCAUUGGGACCAAGGGUGUAGGAAGCAGUGAGAACGGAGAUGUCAAAGGUCAUAUCACUCCUGAAAUGAAGAGGAUGAAGCUGCACGACUUUUUGUUCAUCAAAGUUCUGGGAAAAGGAAGCUUUGGAAAGGUGAUGCUGGCCGAGCUGAAAGGCAGCGACGAGGUUUAUGCCGUCAAAGUGUUGAAGAAAGACGUGAUCCUGCAGGACGACGACGUGGACUGCACCCUGACUGAGAAACGGAUCCUCGCCCUGGCCAGAAAACACCCAUACCUGACACAGCUCUUCUGCUGCUUCCAGACUAAGGACCGGUUGUUCUUCGUGAUGGAGUACGUCAAUGGAGGUGACCUGAUGUUUCAGAUUCAGCGAUCGAGGAAGUUCGACGAAGCUCGAUCUCGUUUUUACGCGGCUGAGGUCACAUCAGCGCUGAUGUUCCUGCACCGGCAUGGAGUCAUAUACAGAGAUUUGAAAUUGGACAACAUAUUGUUGGAUGCGGAGGGUCACUGUAAGCUAGCAGACUUUGGGAUGUGUAAGGAGGGAAUCCUCGAUGGAGUCACCACUACCACUUUCUGUGGAACGCCCGACUACAUCGCACCUGAGAUCCUUCAAGAGCUGGAGUAUGGCCCGUCAGUUGACUGGUGGGCUCUUGGGGUGUUGAUGUAUGAGAUGAUGGCGGGCCAGCCACCGUUUGAAGCCGAUAAUGAAGAUGACCUGUUUGAGUCCAUCCUCCAUGACGACGUCCUCUACCCUGUCUGGCUCAGCAAGGAGGCUGUGUCUAUUCUAAAAGCGUUCAUGACUAAGAGUCCUAACAAACGUUUGGGCUGUGUGGUGGCUCAGGGUCUGGAGGAAGCCAUUAAACUCCAUUCAUUCUUCAGAGAGAUCGACUGGACGCUGCUGGAGCAGAGGAAGAUCAGACCGCCAUUCAAACCACGCAUCAAAACCAAAAGGGAUGUGAAUAACUUCGACCAGGACUUUACACGGGAAGAACCCAUCCUGACGCCGGUCGACAACAACAUCAUCAAGCAGAUCAACCAAGAUGAGUUUAAAGGAUUCUCCUACUUCGGAGAUGAGACUGUGGCCUAGACCCAAACACACUGACACAUACACUUAAAACAUCUGUACACUCAACAUAAGUGAGUAAGGAAACUGUACUCUUGUAACUGCUCCAGGUUUCCGACCACUCCAGGAAUUAUACUACACCGUUCGUAUCUCUCUUUAGGGUCUCUGUGCUCUUGUUGUUUGUACAUCUGUGUAUAUCCUAUCAAAAUAUCUUCUCAAGCAGCAUGCGAGUGCAGGUUAGAAACUGUAAGUAAUGAAACAAUAGUCCUUCACUUGGUCUGGUUGGAGUGUGUGUGUAUAUGAGAGUGAGAAAUGACGUGUGUACAAGUGUGCAUUCAUGUGUAGCUGUAUACCUCUGGAAAAGAGUAAGACUGUCAUUUCUUUACUUGAUGUGAUGUACUGUAUCCUGUGUCAUUCUCUGUGUUUAAAGAAUGUUCUAUCUUCCCAACAAUUGUAUGUGAAUGGAAAAAAAAAAAUGAACCAAUGAUUGUAUUUAAAGAAAAAACGUUUCGAAAAAGUUCAUUCACUAUUGAAGUGCGAUAAACCGAAGAUGUUUUCCUGAUGAAAUCAUCAUGAUGAGAGUAGAUGUUUUAUCAUUAGAGUACAAUUGCAAUUUCAAUGUCAACUUGAGAAGAUGCACCAAAAAAAGCGCCAAUUUGGCAUUUUUCAUUUUAGUUGAGUUUUAUCUCAGUGGUUAUUUUUAAUGCACAGAAAAGGUUUAGUUGUCUUUUCCUUUUAGCCCCACAUUUAAGCUUGUUUUUUUUAACACCUUAAUGAUCCCAUUCAUCAUUAAAAAUAACUAAUGGUAGCAUUAGCCACCGCUAACAAAACAUCAGAAGAUGACCACUGAGGCAUCCAGAGUUGUAUCAGGGUAUACACUUUAAUCUGAUUCUCUUAUUAAGACAGUUGUCCAAUGAAACUAUGGCAACCUAAAAUAAAAAUUCAAGAGAGCCCUUUAAAAA